Molecule: messenger RNA, 849 nt
Organism: Aspergillus viridinutans
Lineage: Eukaryota; Fungi; Ascomycota; Eurotiomycetes; Eurotiales; Aspergillaceae
Exons: 1
Coding region: 1-849 (282 amino acids)
Source: RefSeq, a predicted model, not a curated record
AUGCCAGACAGUCUGAACUCUGAAAUCCAUUGUCCCUCGUCCAGCACUCAUUCAUCUCCUGUUAAUGACACUCCUCUGCAUCGAUUUCUUGUCUUAGUGGCCAUCAAACUCCUGAAACAUGUACGGCCGCAUAAGGGAGGCGUUCUUUUUCUCUCUCGCAAUCUGUGUGUCAAGUAUGGGGAACUUGUCCUGCUCUCUGAAGCUUCGACGAUGCGUUAUAUUUCCAGCCAUACAUCCAUUCCUGUGCCUAAGAUCUUUUGCGCCUUCGAACAUCGCGGUUGGACCUAUAUUCUCAUGGAAAGGAUUCAUGGCGACAUGAUUGGAGUUGGGUGGGUGAAUCGAAGUGAGGAAUCAAAGGCAAUGCUUUUAUCACAACUAAGGCAGUUCAUCCAAGAGAUGAGGGGCCUUGUCCCUCCUGAGGAAUGUGGCAUUGCAAAUAUUGAUGGCGGACCUCUAUAUGACUGUCGGUUACCUGGACCCUCACUGCGAUUUGGACCGUUUAGCAAUAUUCAAGACUUUCAUAACCACUUACGUCAAGGCAUAUACCUGCAUCCAAAUCUUGACCCGGAGAUCCAAGAACUCAUCAUCCAGCAUCAGAGUAGCUGGCCACUGAAGUUUACGCACGGUGAUCUUAGCAGCUUGAAUAUUCUGGCUUGUGGAGAUAAGAUUGUCGGUAUUAUCGACUGGGAAACAGCCGGAUGGUAUCCAUCAUAUUGGGAAUACACUACUGCUUGUUACGUAAACCCGCAGAACAAUUUCUGGCGCGAUGAGAUUGAUAAAUUUCUGGACCCGAUGCCUAAGGAGCUAGCAAUGGAAGAGACUCGCCGAAAAUAUUUUGGUGAAUUUUAG